AAUCCCAGCAGCAGCCUGAUGCCUCGUCACCGGAAGUUUGUAUUUUAGUAUAAAAGCAUUUCCGCCUUAACUGACGGUCCUUUCCUGUCUACGGCCUUUCGGAAGAUGGCGGUGCAAAUCUCCAAGAAGAGGAAGUUCGUCUCGGAUGGUAUCUUCAAGGCCGAGCUGAACGAGUUCCUGACUCGCGAGCUUGCUGAGGAUGGUUACUCUGGCGUGGAGGUGCGUGUGACACCUACCAGGACUGAGAUCAUUAUUCUGGCCACAAGGACCCAAAAUGUUUUGGGAGAGAAGGGUCGACGCAUCAGAGAGCUGACCGCUGUGGUCCAGAAGAGGUUUGGUUUUCCUGAAGGCAGUGUGGAGCUCUACGCUGAGAAAGUUGCAACUCGUGGUCUGUGUGCCAUCGCUCAGGCAGAGUCUCUGCGCUACAAGUUACUGGGAGGCCUGGCUGUGAGGAGGGCUUGUUAUGGUGUCCUGAGGUUCAUCAUGGAGAGCGGUGCCAAGGGCUGUGAGGUGGUUGUGUCUGGUAAGCUGAGGGGUCAGAGAGCCAAGUCUAUGAAAUUCGUGGACGGCCUGAUGAUCCACAGUGGAGAUCCUGUCAACUACUAUGUCGACACAGCAGUCCGUCACGUCCUGCUGAGGCAAGGUGUACUGGGUAUCAAGGUCAAGAUCAUGCUGCCCUGGGACCCAAGUGGUAAGAUUGGCCCCAAGAAGCCUCUCCCUGACCAUGUCAGCAUUGUUGAGCCCAAGGAAGAGAACCUGCCCACCACACCCAUGUCUGAGCAGAAGGGAGCCAAGCCAGAGGUGCCCGUUAUGCCCCAGGGUGCCCCUGUGCCCACUGCGUAAGAGGGUUUUCAAAGGACGGAAGAACAACCCCAUGUUUUGUGUACAAAAACAAUAAAAUCUGAAAAAUUA
Messenger RNA from Cynoglossus semilaevis (tongue sole), 912 nucleotides. RefSeq names its product ribosomal protein S3 (gene rps3). The transcript has 7 exons. The record is from RefSeq and is a predicted model, not a curated record. Gene Ontology annotation, cellular component: cytosolic small ribosomal subunit; nucleus. Bases 106 to 843 code for a protein of 245 amino acids. Gene Ontology annotation, molecular function: structural constituent of ribosome; RNA binding. Gene Ontology annotation, biological process: translation; positive regulation of apoptotic signaling pathway. NCBI's taxonomy places the organism in Eukaryota, Metazoa, Chordata, Actinopteri, Pleuronectiformes, Cynoglossidae.